Molecule: messenger RNA, 359 nt
Organism: Racocetra persica
Lineage: Eukaryota; Fungi; Glomeromycota; Glomeromycetes; Diversisporales; Gigasporaceae
Source: the annotation of a GenBank genome assembly
AAAGGACUGUAAUAGAUAAGGAUGAUAGUAAUUCAGUUCCAACGAUGAUAACCGCCUCACAUCAGGCUCUUCCAUCAAAUUUGUUUUAUUUCAAUUCAACCGUAACACCAGCUCAAGGCUUUCAUCAAUCAUUCAAGACGUCGAUAACCUUGUCUGCCUCGCAACCCAAUUGUGAAUUUUAUAUCCUUCACAUAUUUCCUAAUUCUUUUUUAGUUGAUACCUAUCAAAUUAAUGAGCUUUUUUCUGAUAGUCAUGUACAAAUUUUUGGAGAAAAAGAUUUAGAAAAUCCUGUUGGUGUUACCUCAUUAAAAUGGGGUAGCAUGGUUUUAGCUAAAGAACACCUUGUAAGACAAGACAAU